AUGACUUCUCUGUGGCUGGUGCUGUUGGAAAGCCUGUCUACUUUUGUCCUGGGAGUCUUCGUAUGGGCUGUCGUUCAGCACUUUCUCAAUGUGGAAAUCCCCUCUGCCUUGCAGCAUUCAGUCAAGUUCAGGGUUAUUCAUUGUCUGGCACUGUUUGUGCUCACACUGGGGGAUAUACUAGAGAAGCUGAGAAUUUGCUCCAUGCCCAGAUUUGUCCAGUUUCUUCAUGAUAGUUUGGUCAUAAAGAAGGACUCUGCCUUGGUGGUGACCAACAUGCAUUUUGGGACAAUCCCUGUGAGGCUGUUCCAGCCCAAGGCAGUGUCCUCCAAGCUCCAGCGAGGUAUCAUCUUCUACCACGGAGGAGGCACCCUGUUUGGUAGCCUGAACAGUUACCAUGGCAUAGGCAGCUUCCUGGCCCACAAGACAAACUCAGUGGUACUGAUGGUGGGGUACUGCAAGCUUCCUGACUACCAUCACCCUGCCCUUGCCAAAGAUUGCCUGAAUGCUUCCAUCUACUUCCUGAAGAACCUGGAAUCCUUUGGGGUGGACCCAUCCCAGGUGGUUCUCUGUGGAGAGAGUAUUGGAGGUUGGGCAGUGGCCAAUGUCAUGCAGAUCUUACCCAGCAUUCCCAGUCUACCCCAGAUCCAAGCUCAAGUCCUGAUUCAACCACUUGUGAAUUUCAUCAAUUUUCAGUUACCAUCACAUCAGCAGAGCAAAAAUGUGCCAUUCCUCACUAGAGACCUGAUGUUUAUGUGUAUGUGUAAAUACCUGGCCAUUGACCUCUCUUGGAAAGAUGCCAUGUUGACAGGUGCUGUUAUACCACUGGACAAGUGGAAGAAAUAUAGGAAAUGGCUCAGCUAUGAUAACAUCCCCAGAAGGUUUUGGAGCCAAGAUCCACAACCAGAGUUUCUUGCACCUUUUAAUGAGACUGCCUAUCUAGAAACCAAACAUGUUUGGAGUGCAGAAAUUUCACCUGUCCUAGCAGAUGACAAGAUCAUUGCUCAGCUCCCCAAGACAUUUCUGGUGAGCUGUGAGAAUGACAUCCUCCGGGAUGAUGUCUUGCUCUACAAGAAGCGCUUGGAAGACCAGGGGGUCCCUGUGAGCUGGUACCAUGUGGAAGAUGGCUUUCAUGGAUGCUUAAUGUUGUUUGAUAAGAAGUGUUUAUCUUUCCUCUGCUCUGUGAAAGUUGUAAAUGCUGUUGUCAGUUACAUAAAGGACAUUUGAUAGUAAACUUGAGCUUUCUGCAUAGUGGGGCAAGGAAGACCUAUGCUUUGCCUGGGUCCUUUGCCUAGUUAUAUGUUUUUGGGGACAGAAGAUGCUGAUGCCAUCCAUGGUCCAGGAAGAAAUGAGGAUGUGGAAGCAAAGAACUCUUGGCUUCCUGCUCAACAAAGUCUAGUUUGUGUUCUAUUCCUACACCACCAGUAUCAUGUGUUGGAUCCAGGCACACUCUCUAUUCUUUCAUCAGGUAAAAGACCUAUUGUAUUAAUAAAAAAUGCCCUUAAAAAUUUAAAGUUUACCCAGGUCUAUGCAACUUAUAG
Messenger RNA from Peromyscus maniculatus bairdii (prairie deer mouse), 1538 nucleotides. RefSeq names its product arylacetamide deacetylase-like 4. Gene Ontology annotation, molecular function: hydrolase activity. The record is from RefSeq and is a predicted model, not a curated record. NCBI's taxonomy places the organism in Eukaryota, Metazoa, Chordata, Mammalia, Rodentia, Cricetidae.